CAGUACCUGGUCGACCGAGUUCCGUUAAGAGGACUUCGAGUCCCAUCUGCAGUGGACCUUGCCUUGGACAAGGGUCUUCUCCCUUGGUUACCUCCUUGCUCGACGCUGGAGUUAAUCCGAGGGGAUCGUCUGAUCCUUCAAUUUACUCGAGUUUGGAACCGAAGUCAGUACUUAAAAUGGCAGUUGAGGCAGGACAGUUUGUUAUUGUGCAAGCUCUCCUGCAGUCGGCUCUCGCAGCACACAAGGGAGAUAUCGACCUCAUAAAUAAGCUUCUAGAAAGAGGCGCAGAUGUCAACAAUGGUCCAGCUGCCUAUGGUGGCAUAACCGCCUUACAAUUCGCGGUCCUGAGUGGGCUUCUGGGAGUUACUCGCAAAUUGCUUGGAGUUGGUGCCAAGGUCAAUGUUAGACGAGCACAAAAAUACGGACGAACAGCAUCAGAAGAUGCUGCAGAGCAUGGACGGAUUGACAUGAAGCGCUCGUUGAAGAAGGACCGAAAGCAAUUCAUCCGGGCUAUCAAGCUGGCUGAACGCAAUGGCCAUCUUGCUGCUUCGCUGUUGUUGAAGACAUUUGGGAUUGGACCGAGUCAGUUGUCAAGACAUAUGAGAGUAAGCUUGAUGACGAUCGUAAGGUUAAGGAGACGUAUGAAGGGAAGAAACAUGACGAUGAUCUGAUUGUGUGACCUUUGCCUAAUAUUGAGCGGGACGGUAGAUUGGAGUGGCUAGCAGACUGGGGACUGUUGCAUAGUACUUCGUUCUUGUACUAUCAUAUAACUAGCUUUU
Molecule: messenger RNA, 779 nt
Organism: Aspergillus sclerotioniger CBS 115572
Lineage: Eukaryota; Fungi; Ascomycota; Eurotiomycetes; Eurotiales; Aspergillaceae
Product: ankyrin repeat domain-containing protein
Exons: 1
Coding region: 177-671 (164 amino acids)
Molecular function (GO): protein binding
Source: RefSeq, a predicted model, not a curated record